This is a messenger RNA of Racocetra persica, 183 nucleotides long. The record is from the annotation of a GenBank genome assembly. NCBI's taxonomy places the organism in Eukaryota, Fungi, Glomeromycota, Glomeromycetes, Diversisporales, Gigasporaceae.
ACUUCUGAAACAACUGAAAUAACUGAACAAAUAUCAACUCAACAAACAAGAAGUAUCAAAGAAAUUGAAGACGAAUUAUAUGAAGUUGAAAAACAAUUUAUUCAAUUAAAAAAAAGACGAAAAAAUCUUGAAAAUAAAUUAAAAGAAAAGAAAGAAGAAAGAAGAAAAAAAAACAAAAAAUGA